Drosophila innubila is the source of this 1751-nucleotide messenger RNA. Its product is annotated as zinc finger protein 37-like. NCBI's taxonomy places the organism in Eukaryota, Metazoa, Arthropoda, Insecta, Diptera, Drosophilidae. Bases 203 to 1567 code for a protein of 454 amino acids. Gene Ontology annotation, molecular function: zinc ion binding. Gene Ontology annotation, cellular component: nucleus. The record is from RefSeq and is a predicted model, not a curated record. The transcript has 2 exons.
CUGAACUUUAAAGUUGACUAACAUUGCCAAGUUUAACAGUGCAUUUAACAGUCGCUUUACAGCUGUUCGCUUGCCGUCGCAAUGUUAUCGAAAAGCGAUGUAAGAUGCACAGCUGAUUUGCAGAAGUAAACAAACAAACGGCUGCUUUUAAGUUGGGCAAAUAAUUUAUUUUCAGCUUAAAUUAAGUUUAAUCCCUAGCUGGAUGAUGUCAGUUUUAGAUGCAGCCAAGUGUCGAGUGUGCACUUGUUCCCUAGCUGCAGCAGAUGUUUGCUACGACAUGCGGCAAUUACCCAAAUUGGCGCACAAGUUUGUCACCUGCACAAAUCUAAACAUUUUGGAGGAGGAGCGUCUGCCAAGUAAACUCUGCCAGGUGUGUCACGAUCAGCUGGAGCUGCUUUAUGCAUUUCGCGGCAGGUGCAUUGCAGCUGAUGCGCAAUGGCGCUUGGAAUUGGAGGAUAUUAAUACCCAUGACAACCUGAAGAUGCUGGAGGAUCGGGAAACUGUUCUAGAAGCUGUCGUAGAGCUACAGGAAUGCAGUUUAAACAGUGUCAGCAAGAGGCGUACAAGACAACAAAGCAAAGAGGCUAAAAGAGAGCUAGAGCAAACUGAAAUCUCAACGGAGGAGCCGCAUUUGUUGUCCAAGUCAACAACAACCAGCUACAAAUGCGACAUCUGCGACACGCGCUUCUUGGUGGAGCAUCGUCUGCUGGCGCACAAGCGACAGCAUGAGGGAUUAAUGCCAUAUCCCUGCACUGAGAUUGGCUGUGAUCGGGCCUUCAAUCGAUUGCACUGUCUGUCGGAGCACCUGAAGCAACAUGCGGGCAACAGUAGCUGGUUUAGCUGCGAGCAAGAGGGCUGCCACAAGAGUUAUCGCCACAAGCCCACGUUGAUGAUGCACAUGAGAAGAAGCCACAAAUUGGGACCCGAAUUAAAGUCGCACGUUUGUGAAUUCUGUGGCAAGGUGUUCAAUUCAACGGCUGUGUUGAACGAUCAUCGCUAUACGCACAAGGACAAGUCGGAGCUGCCACAUGCCUGUCCAGAAUCCGACUGCCCGCGUCGUUUCUCCAGCAAGGAGAAGCUAAAGGUGCAUCUGCUGCGUCACGCGGGAAUCAAGAACUUUAGCUGUCCCUAUUGUGGCAUGCGCAAGACCACAAGGAAUGAGCUGAAGAUUCACAUGAACUAUCAUACGCUGGAGCGCACUUGGCCCUGUCGCUUCUGCUCCAAGGUGUGCAACAGUUCCGGCAAUCUCAAGAUGCAUGUGCGCACAGUGCAUGAGCGUGCCCGGGAUUAUGCCUGCAGCUACUGCGAGCGCAGCUUUGCCAAGCCGGAUACCCGCAAAUACCACGAGAUGACGCACACCGGCGAGAAGCCGCACGAGUGCGAGGAAUGUGGCAAGAGAUUCACACAACCUGCGGCUUUACGCACUCAUCGCAAGAUUCACGAGAGACAACGCAAGCAAACGGAUGAUAAAUUGGGAGUCUAUACGGUUGUGAUUACGCCGUCCACUGAAACAGCUGCUCUAGAGGCUGUGCCACAGCAAAGUGACUGUACAAAAGACUCAACUUGAGUAUAUGAUAUAUAUUUUUGACUUAUAGUAAAUGAAACCAAAGAUAAAAGAUUUGUAAUCAAAUUUCCAAUCAAAAUACUGAAAGAGUUUACAGAUAGCUUAGCUUAUCAGACUACAAAAUACACUCAAGCUUCGCUAUAGUCAACCUUUGUAUUACAAAAAGCUCACUAUUUAUUAAGAAUUG